GGUGUAAUUCAUCUACUGUACCCUGUGACUUUCUUUCUUUAUAAUUUUUUUUGUGCUUUAUUGAGAUUUUUUUUCUGUUAAUCUCUCUCUCGAUUUGAUCACUCAAAGAAGAGUGAGUGAGGAUCAAACAAUCAUAUCAAUGGCGUCUCCAACACCAACGAGAAUCUGGUUCCGUAUACUGAUCCUGAUCUCUUUAAUGGUGGUUCUCUUCUACGUCGGCCGUCCUCUCUACUGGAAAAUCUCCGCAACCAUCCACGAUAUCCGCCACAAUAAGCAAUCCGUCAGAGAAGGUAUAUCGCAGAUCGUACAAGAAGCUCAGAGAUCGGUGGGAUGGUACCACGACGAGUCGGAUUCUGGAUUGUUAGAGGUUCAUAACAAGAAAUCAAGAGUCUCCACCUCUCGGAAGCUUCUUCUUUUCGCCGGAGAUCAGUGAGAAAAAAAAAAUCAUCGUUGGUUUCUUGAAUAAUUUGUAGUGUUGUGUUUGUUGUCUGUGUGUAAUGUUUUGAUCAGAUCGCCACUUUAGAAGAACAUAAUCAAGUUCUAUACGUCGACGUUUCGUGAUUCGUAUUCCGACAAACAUGAUGUUCUUAAUAAGGUAUAUAUAUUAAACUAUAAAAGAGAGCUUGUGUAUUUCUGUUUGUAUAAGCUUUUGCUUGAAACUUGUUUACGAGUCUAGUUGAUGUGCUAACUUGUUUACUGUAACAUUAUAAAUCCG
Molecule: messenger RNA, 715 nt
Organism: Eruca vesicaria subsp. sativa (arugula)
Lineage: Eukaryota; Viridiplantae; Streptophyta; Magnoliopsida; Brassicales; Brassicaceae
Source: the annotation of a GenBank genome assembly